AUGGGCAAGUCCGGGUCCGGAAAGUCGAGCAUGCGCAGCAUCAUCUUCAGCAACUACAUAGCGCGCGACACUCGAAGAUUAGGCGCCACCAUCGACAUUGACCUCUCCCACGUCAAGUUCCUCGGCAACCUCACCCUCAAUCUCUGGGACUGCGGCGGCCAGGAGGCCUUUAUGGAGAACUACCUCUCCCAGCAGCGCGUCCACGUCUUCUCCAACGUCGGCGUGCUCAUCUACGUCUUCGACAUCGAGUCGCGCGACGUCGACCGCGACCUGGCCACCUACGUCUCCAUCCUCUCUGCCCUGCUGCAGUACUCCCCCGCCGCCAAGAUGUACAUCCUCGUCCACAAGAUGGAUCUCGUUGUGCCUAAUUCCCGCGAGACCGUCUACGAUGAGCGUGUGCGGCUCGUGCGCCAGAAGACGGCCGAGUACGUCAACUCGGUCGGCAUGGACAUUAGCAACGUCGACCUCACGCCCUUUGCCACGUCCAUCUGGGACCAGAGCCUGUAUAAGGCCUGGGCGUCUAUCAUCCAUGAUUUGGUCCCCAACCUCUCCGUCAUUGAGCACAACCUCGCCAACCUCGGUGUUGCCAUCGAGGCUGAGGAGCUUCUCCUCUUCGAACGCACGUCUUUCCUCGCCGUCUCAUCGUGGACCUCUCCCGAGGGCCGGAACAACCCCACAGAAGACCGUCAGGAGCGCAUGUCCAACAUCAUGAAGCACUUCAAGCAGAGCAUAUCACGCUACACCGGUACGCCACGCAAUGCCGAGCAGUUCAUCCGCAUGGAGCACAAGGCUGGCCUACGCUUCAGCCUCUUCAUCCUGAAAUUCACCACCAACACCUACCUCAUGGUGGUGCUGCCGCCUGGGGAAGCACGAUUCAAUGCCGCCAUGCUGAACUGCCAAAUUGCCAUUGAGCAUUUCAAAUUUUUGGAUGCUCCAGCAACCACGCCCACUGCCGCUGCACAAAUGGCUCCACAGGCUUGA
Molecule: messenger RNA, 981 nt
Organism: Trichoderma asperellum CBS 433.97
Lineage: Eukaryota; Fungi; Ascomycota; Sordariomycetes; Hypocreales; Hypocreaceae
Biological process (GO): negative regulation of autophagy; cellular response to starvation
Cellular component (GO): nucleus; Gtr1-Gtr2 GTPase complex; fungal-type vacuole membrane
Molecular function (GO): GTPase activity; GTP binding
Source: RefSeq, a predicted model, not a curated record